AUGAACCGGAAGCUGCAUCUGCUGGCUGUGCCACUGCUCAGCCUGAUGAUGGGCUAUGUAGCUAGCUUAGAAGAGGAUUGUGUCGACUUCCAGGGAAACUCGGUCGCACACGGUCUACUCUACGUACCUGGACCGGGCGUGUGCAGCCUGUGCGUCUGCUACCACUCGGAGCCGCUCUGGUGCAAAGCAAUCUACUGUGAUCCUCCUUAUUUCUGUAAAAAGUUUCGCGUAGGCGAACGAUGCUGUGAAUUUGAAUGUCUAGAUCCCCCCGGAGAGGACGAGAUGUAUCAGGCCCGGCUCCGGAAGCGGGCGGAGAUCCUGGCCGGAAACGGCGCCAGUCCCCCGUUAUGGUCCGGCAACGGGCUGUGGUCACCGGUGAGCAGAGUCGUGUCCGGCGGGGUGCUGCUGGUGGCGUUAGUGAAUAGUGUUCGGCAAAGGAUGCUGCUGCUUCCCUCAUAGCUUUACUGAAGGUACUGCUCCGCUUUACCAUCGUUCCUCUGUUGUGCAGCAGCGUCAUAACACACCGCGUGAUGCGUGCGGACGAAGCGACUGCUACCACUACUACUAGCGGGGGCCAAGAGCCGGCCCUACCUUUGACUAAGUGAGCGAAUGUUAUAGGAUAUCUAAAUGCCGCAUACCGGAUCAAACGUCAGAUUCGGUGCGGAAGGGGGGGUGCGUGUAUGUACAGAUUUCUGCUCGAGGAAUUCGCGACGGAUAGCAACAUAGCAAGAUGCAGAAGAAGAAGCCAGUACCACAUAACAACUUUUUGUAAAACAUAAAAUCGUGAUUACUAGUCGCUACAUUAGAAAGCAGAAAAGAAAACGAAUAUGAAAACUUAUAACAGCAAACAAACCAAUCUUCAAGCAAACCGAAGAAACAAUGGAUACAAUUAGUAAAAUCA
Molecule: messenger RNA, 901 nt
Organism: Anopheles coustani
Lineage: Eukaryota; Metazoa; Arthropoda; Insecta; Diptera; Culicidae
Product: integral membrane protein DGCR2/IDD-like
Exons: 4
Coding region: 1-459 (152 amino acids)
Cellular component (GO): membrane
Source: RefSeq, a predicted model, not a curated record